Molecule: messenger RNA, 737 nt
Organism: Phragmites australis (common reed)
Lineage: Eukaryota; Viridiplantae; Streptophyta; Magnoliopsida; Poales; Poaceae
Product: large ribosomal subunit protein uL18c
Exons: 3
Coding region: 78-587 (169 amino acids)
Biological process (GO): translation
Cellular component (GO): ribosome
Molecular function (GO): structural constituent of ribosome; 5S rRNA binding
Source: RefSeq, a predicted model, not a curated record
AGGAUAAGGCCAUAACCAAGACGCCAUUGUGGGGAGAAGAAGAAGGCAAGUGAAGAGCAGCGUCGCACAAGGGAGCCAUGCUCGCCUCGCCGGCGCUCACCGGCGCCCACUCCUUCGCGGCGUCCGUGUCCGGGAACCUCCGCAUCACCCUACCUGCCAUCCCUGCGCCGUCGCCCACGCCGGCACGGCGCGCGGCGCUGUCCGUUGUCGCCAAGGUCAAGGUGUCCACGCCCCAGGCCGACCGCAUCGCCCGCCAUGACCGCCUCCGCAAGAAGGUAAGUGGCACAACGGAGAGGCCAAGGCUGAGUGUCUUCCGCUCUAACAAGCAUUUGUACGCUCAAGUGAUCGACGAUACAAAGCAAUGCACUUUGGCUUCAGCUUCAACCAUGCACAAAUCUCUCUCCAAGGAAUUGGAAUACUCGGCUGGGCCAACAGUUGAAAUAGCACAAAAGAUUGGUGAAGUGAUUGCCAAGUCUUGCCUGGAGAAAGGAAUUACCAAAGUUGUUUUUGACCGAGGUGGUUUCCUCUACCACGGUCGCAUCAAAGCUCUUGCUGAUGCUGCUAGAGAGCAUGGGCUUGAGUUCUGAAUCUUCCGAAUGUUUGUUCAUAUUUCCCAGGAUCACCUGUAACCUUCUCUUUUUUCCCUGUAUGCUGAACAGAGUUCUUUUGUAGUCAUUCGCCUUGUUCUGCAGAUUGCGAACUUGGCCACUCUUUGAUUGUAUCAGAUUUUUGUACCA